AUUUCAAUAAUAGGCUGCGCUACAUGAGCUGUUCCUGUUUUGAGUUGUGUUAUGUGUUGCUAUGGUUAUGUGUGUAAAAAUAGAAUGUCUCUAUUGUUAUGUGUUACCAUGGUCAUCUGUGUGAAUAUAUAUAUAAAACGCCUUUGUGUAUCAAAAGUUAGUCUUAAUAAAGCAGGAUUAGUUUGAACGGUUUGAACAUUGAUUCGCACUUAUCAUUCGAUCCACGUACAAGUGACAACACGAAUUUACACAGCGUAUCGCUCAAAAGCACAGAAACCAGUCGGAGCGAAAGUGCUGUUGGUACGCAUGUAUUUCCGUGUAAAUGUUUAAAGCGUGUAUACAUUUGGUGGUUACGUAUAGAAAUUAUCUUUAAAAUGGGGAAAAAAGAUAAACGUAAAAAUAAAGGGAAAGGAGCUGAGAAGACAGCAGCAAAAACCGAUAAGAAACUCUCACAAAAACAGAAGAAAAGACUUGCUGCAAGUGGAGAGGAUGACAUAGAAGAAAUUGUAGCACAAAUAGAGCUUGAAGAGAAGAAACGACAAGAAGUGAUAGAAACUGUUGUCUCUCCACCUUCAAGGCGAUCCAGUUUUACUUUAACAGCACAUCCAGAUAAAGAAGAGUUGAUUCUUUUUGGGGGAGAAUAUUUCAAUGGACAAAAGACCUUUUUAUAUAAUGACUUAUAUAUCUAUAACAUCCCUCGGAAUGAAUGGGUUCGAGUGAAGGCCCCCGGUGGGCCCCCUCCGAGAUGUAGCCAUCAGACAGUUGCAGUAUCCACUGACAGAGGCCAGUUAUGGGUGUUCGGAGGAGAAUAUGCAAGUCCAACAGAAUCACAGUUCUACCAUUAUAGAGAUCUAUGGAUGUUUCACCUGUCCACGAGAAAAUGGGAAAAAAUAGGUGCUUCUGGAGGACCAUCAUCCAGAAGUGGACACAGAAUGGUGUGUGUUAAGAAGCAGCUGAUUGUGUUUGGAGGCUUCCAUGAUAAUGUGCGUGACUAUAAGUACUUCAAUGAUGUAUAUGCCUUUAAUCUGGAAAAUUACACAUGGAAAAGAUUAGAACCUGCAGGAACCCCACCUGCUCCUCGAUCAGGAUUUGUAAUGGUGGCUUUACCCGAUGGAAAAGUGCUGAUCUCUGGGGGAUUCAGUAAAGAGAAAAUCAAACGGGAAGUCGAUAAAGGUGUAAUACAUACAGAUACGUUCCUACUUGUACCAGAAAAAAAUGAUGUAUCAGGACUGAAAUGGAAGUGGGUAGCAGUGAAACAGCUUGGAGCUUACAUCUCACCACGCUGUGGCAUGGCAUUAGCCAUGGCACCUGGCAACAGAGCCUACGCAUUUGGUGGAGUAUGGGAUGUUGAGGAGAGUGAAGAGGAUCUGGCAGGCACAUUCUACAAUGACCUUUACAUCUUGGAUUUGGAUAAAAUUCUAUGGAGGAAAGUUACACUCUCUGGUAAGAAGAAGGCUUCUGAGGAGCAGAGGAGAAGACGCAAGGAGAAAAGUGAAUUAUCCAGUGAGGCCGAAAAUGCUGAUUAUGAUAAUGUACUAAAUAAAAUGGAAAUAUGUGAAUUGCAAGAUAAUAGAACAGAAAAGGUACCAGCUGAACCUUCAUCAUCUACUGCUGUAAUAUCAGAUGAUGGAAUUUUUAAAAUGACAGUGGGUCCUGUUACAUCAACACUGUCCUCUCAACAAAAUGCAGAAAGUAGCUCAGGAGCACAACAGGCAUUCACUCCGUCACCUAGAAUGAACUGCGGCUUGGCUGUGAAGCAUGGUCUCCUCUACCUGUAUGGAGGACUGGUUGAGGAGGGGAAUAAGCAGUUUACUCUGUCAGACUUUUACUCUUUAGAUCUGCAUAAACUGGAUGAAUGGAAGACAUUGAUCCAAAAUGAUCUAACAAGCCAAGAAUGGUUAGCAUCCAGCAGUAGCUCAGAUGACAAUGAAGAGAAUUCUGGGUCAGACAGUAACAGUGAAAGUGGCGGAGAACAGUCUGAGAUGGAAGUUCAGUAACCUCAGUAAUAAAUAAAAUGAACAACUUUCA
This is a messenger RNA of Cryptotermes secundus, 2028 nucleotides long. RefSeq names its product kelch domain-containing protein 4. The record is from RefSeq and is a predicted model, not a curated record. Bases 375 to 1997 code for a protein of 540 amino acids. The transcript is spliced from 9 exons. Lineage: Eukaryota; Metazoa; Arthropoda; Insecta; Blattodea; Kalotermitidae. Gene Ontology annotation, molecular function: protein binding.